Molecule: messenger RNA, 4438 nt
Organism: Sardina pilchardus (European sardine)
Lineage: Eukaryota; Metazoa; Chordata; Actinopteri; Clupeiformes; Clupeidae
Exons: 13
Coding region: 694-3864 (1056 amino acids)
Molecular function (GO): zinc ion binding; protein binding; GTP binding
Source: RefSeq, a predicted model, not a curated record
UUUCAAUCUUCACAUUGUGUCAUCAAUGGAGAAAAAUAACCCUGACGAAGAAGAGGACUUGUAUACUGAUGGGAUGCCUGGGGGGACCAGCAGCAAGGGAUCUUGUAGGCCUACACUUAAGCCCGGCGCCCACCAGAAGCGGCGUUCAACGGUGUUCGGUGGUCUGGGCUUGACGCGCAGGAUUUUAGAAUAGUUUUCUAUCUCUGUGCGGCUGCUGCGCGGCAGACGUUUCCAGUGGGCGAUGCUCCAUUGAAAACAAUGGAAUUCUAUUUUUUUCCGUGGCGCGGCGCGCCGCGUACGCUUCUGGUGGGCGUUGGCCUUUAAAACCAGCAAUGUAGACCAGCAACACCAACUAAAAUGACCAGCUUGAGAUGGCACGACAAUUAAAACCAGCUGAAUUACCAGCGUAAGAUGUUUAGACCAGCUGAAGGUAUGUUUUCGUGAGAGAUUUGCUGCCAGGUCUAGCUGGUCAACCAUCAUAGGCUGGUCAAACAAGCUGGUUAUCAAGCUGGUCAACCAGCAAACCACCUUAAGCUGGUCAGGCUGUUUUCAGCAGGGUAUGCUUAUAAAGUAUCAGUCUACUCAGAACAUAUUUAUUUGUAUCUUAACCCACAAAAAAUCAAGCAUAUGAAGCUAGAUAUUGUAACAUGAUCUUUUUCUUGCACUGAUAGCUUGCUCUGUGCAAUUUGCUCAAUGAGGGCAUCCAAGUCCUGUCUGACCUGCAUGAUCUACUACUGUGAGACCCACGUGAGUCAUCACUACACCGUUCCGGCUCUGCAGAGACACAAACUGGUGGACAUCACUGGAGAUCUGGAACAGAGACUGUGCCCACAGCACCACAGAGAGCUGGAGUUCUACUGCAGGACUGACCAGACCCCAGUGUGUGCACUAUGUGCUGUAAUAAAGCACAAUGGACAUGACAUAGCAGAACUGGAACAGAAUCCUCAGAUGAAAGAAAACAAACCGACUGCUUUGAAAAACCUCCCUGCUCCCAAACCAAUUCAGUUAAUUUCAGUGAAGACCGACUCUGUGUGUCUGAGCUGGGGAGCUCCUGAUGGACUGACUGAACCUCACAGCUUUAGAGUCACAUGGAGAAGUGGGGCAGACCGUGGAGAACAACAUGGAGCUCUCUCAGUGCCGGGCCUGCAAGUUGAUAUUCAGAACCUCACCCCAGGAGAGAAGUACACAUUUACUGUUGCCACCCUCUCUAAUGAUGGCAGCCAGAGUGCAUGUGUCUCUGCAAAUGUACACACAGAUAUCCCAGUUCCUGAAAAUGUAUCAUUGAAGGCUGAUCUAACAUCAGUAUCAGUGAGUUGGAGUAAACCAGCAGGAGUUGAUGAGGUGUCAUACCUGCUCACCCUCAACAGUGGUGGAGAAUAUCUGAAGACUGUUACCACCAAAUCUCUUCAGUGCUCCUUUUCUGGAUUAGAUAUAGGGAGAGAAUAUUCCAUCAGUGCUAGUACUGUCCUGAAAAAUGGGGGUCACAGCAAGCCCAUCUCUAAGACCUUCACAAUAGAUAUCCCUGCUCCUGAAAAUGUAUCAUUGAAGGCUGAUCCAACAUCAGUAUCAGUGAGUUGGAGUAAACCAGCAGGAGUUGAUGAGGUGUCAUACCUGCUCACUCUCAGCAGUGAUGGAGAAUAUCUGAAGACUAUUACCACCGAAUCUCUUCAGUGCUCCUUUUCUGGAUUAGAUAUAGGCAGAGCAUAUUCCAUCAGUGCUAUUACUGUCCUGAAAAAUGGGGGUCAGAGCAAGCCCAUCUCUAAGACCAUCACAACAGAUAUCCCUGCUCCUGAAAAUGUAUCAUUGAAGGCUGAUCAAACAUCAGUAUCAGUGAGUUGGAGUAAACCAGCAGGAGUUGAUGAGGUGUCAUACCUGCUCACCCUCAGCAGUGGUGGAGAAUAUCUGAAGACUAUUACCACCGAAUCUCUUCAGUGCUCCUUUUCUGACUUGAUGAUGGGAAAAGAAUAUUCCAUCAGUGUUAUUACUGUCCAGAAAAACGGGGGUCAGAGCAAGCCCAUCUCUACGACCAUCCCAACAGGAAAAGAGCAGUUCUACUGGGCAUGUACCAAUAAAUGCCUAAUACAACUGAUUGCAAAAUGUGAGUUAAUAAAAUCUGGCAGCCCAGCAUGUUACUUGCUUCCGACAGAGAAGACUAAAAUUGAUGGGUUAGAAGCAGUCAGAAGAUGGACAUAUGGAACAAGAGACGAGAGUAAACCUACUAAAACCAUCCUCAUAGUUGGACAAACAGGAACGGGGAAAAGCACUCUCAUCAACACCAUGGUCAACUAUGUGUUAGGGGUACAAUGGGAGGACAGAGCAUGGUUUCAGAUCACGGCUGAAGAUAAAAAUAAAAAACAGAUAGAAUCUCAAACUUCUAGCAUCACAGUUUAUGAACUGUUUCUGGAAAAGAGUUCUUGCGGUCUGAGAAUUAUUGACACUCCAGGGUAUGGCGAUACGAAAGGAAUUAACUUUGACAAGCAGAUUGCAGAGAAUUUGCAUGUGUUAUUCAAAUCUGAAGAUGGCAUUCAUGAUAUUGAAGUUGUGGGUCUUGUGGUGAAAGCUAGUCAGAAUCGACUUACUGAUUCUCAGAAGUAUAUUUUUCGUGCCAUUCUUUCACUGUUUGGUAAAGAUGUUGAAAAAAACAUAGUGAUCUUCAUCACAUACUCAGAUGGUCUAUCUGCUCCCCACCUCAUCGAGGCCCUCAAUAUAGCAAAAGUGCCUUGUGCCAAAGACCCAAAUGGAAAAGCACUGCAUUUCAUGUUUAACAACCGACAAAAUGAGGCCCAUGAUGAGGAUCAGAAGGAUUCCUACAAGGCUUUGUGGAACUUGGGAUACAAAAGUAUGAGUAAGUUUUUCAACAUUCUGGAAGGCUUUGUUAGAACAGAAGUUAAGAUGACAGAAGGUGUUCUGAGAGCGCGCAAGAGGCUGGUAGCCUGUGUCAACAGACUACAAGAUUCCAUCAGGAUGGAGGAACUGAAACAGAAUGAGCUACAGCAGAUUCAAAAAGCCUUAGAGGAAAAUAAAGUCGAAUUUGAAGUUGAUGAGCCUUACAUGGCCGAGGUCCCAAUUGAGUCAUCAUGGUGGCAUUUGAACAAAGGAGCAACAGUCUGCACCGUCUGUAAGGAGAACUGCCACUAUCCAGACUGCUGGUGGGUGAAAGACCUCUCCUGGUGCAGCGCCAUGAGCAACAACAAGUGUACUGUGUGUACUGGCAAGUGCCAUUACUCUCAACAUGCCAAAGUGAUGUUCAGGUAUGUUCCAAAAACCAAAAAGGCUACAAAGACUAUUGAGCAUUUGAAACAACAGUAUGAUAAGGAAGUGGAUAUGAAGAAAGCACUUGAAAAAGACUUGAGUGCCACAAAGGCUAAUCAGUGUAAGUUGUUGGAGGAGGCCUACCAAUGCAUUAUGAAACUGGAAGAGAUCGCUUUGCAGAAGGCUGCUUUUUCCACUCCUUUAAAUCUGGAGUUUGUUAUUGAGAAGAUGAAAAAGAAGGGAGAUGGUCAGAAAGUUCAGAAGUUGGAAGAAUUAAACACAGAAAUGAAAGCUUCAUCCCUACACUGGGUUACAGACACAGUUGGAGACCUUAAAGAGAUGUGUUCAGACGCAUGCAACAGGGUCGGUAUCGAAGUAGGCCAAGAACCAACUGAGUGUUCAAGUCAACCCCUGCCGGAUGGAAUUGAAGAAUUUGGCUGGAGAUCAUAUGAUGGAGGAGAAAGUUCAUCAUCUAAUAAAAGAGAUCGUCCACUCAUGCAGAAGAGCGUGGAAUUGAAAGAAAUGGGCAGAAGCAACGUCCAGUACUUGAGACAUAGAAAAGGCAGAGGAGAUAGGCAACGCCUGCUGGAUGAAACAGAUGAAUCUGAUUGAGGUCUGUAGCGGUGUCCUGAAGCACAAACAGGCUCAGCUCCCACAGGACCCAGGCUUCUCUCUCAGGCCCUCCAUUUCCCUCCCCCACUAAUCUCCUGAACAUCUUUGUGAAAUGAUUUAUGAGUGGAUUUUGUGAAAACCCAUCUUUUUAAACAUUAUUUUCUGAACUCUAUGUCUGAAAAUACCACCUAAGUGGACAAUGGACACAGUAGCCUCUGUUUAGUUUUGCUGGGUUUAUAGGGUGUGACUAGAGUUUGCCACUGUUUAUUGAGAACAUCGCAAAAUGAUUUAGUCCUUCACAUAGACUACUUUAAUGACUUUUAAUAUUUUUUAUAACUUUAAUUUGUUGAUGAAUAAUAUUCAUAUACAUUUAUCAUAACAAAGGGUACUUGGUAUUCCUGUUGCAAUUUUUGUAUAGGUUUGACAUUGCUUGUGAAUCUCUUGCUAAUCUGAUUCUGUAAUCAAGGCAUUGGUUUGUAUUCUGAAUACACUAAGUUUACAUGGAUAAAAUUGCCUAAAAGAACCCUUGUGACACUUUGUAUGUUUUGAGAGCAAGAAUUAAUUAAAAUGAAAA